This is a messenger RNA of Vespula pensylvanica (western yellowjacket), 524 nucleotides long. RefSeq lists its product as uncharacterized. The coding region runs from base 177 to 518 and encodes 113 amino acids. The record is from RefSeq and is a predicted model, not a curated record. The transcript has 2 exons. Lineage: Eukaryota; Metazoa; Arthropoda; Insecta; Hymenoptera; Vespidae.
GAAGUAGCAAUAGUGUUUUCGGAUAGUAGCAAUAGCGAUUGCCGAUGAAGAUCUCGAAUACAUAAAUGGUCACAUGAUUGAUGGUAGAAAUUUGUUUCCUGGAACAGAAUAUAUAUGCUUGGUGUGGGAAACGUUGGGAAUGACAAUAGGAAAUUUCUACACAGAAAUACGUUGUCAUGGAAAAUAUAAAGUUUAAUCGAGCAACCGCUAUACCCAAAGAAGACAAAGUUGAAAUGGUUGUCAUGAUUCAGAAAGGCAGUGGUAAAUUCGAAGUUGUCGAAGGAAGUGCUGUUAUUGUUACUGGAAGAAUUCGUCUUAUCGAAACUAAUUUAUCGAAGGAGAAAAUACCAGCUGAUGUAAUCAAAAGAAAUGUUAAUAAUGAAGAAGAAGAAUUAAAUGAAAAAGAUAUCUAUAAAGAGUUGAAGUUACGUGGUUGUCAAUACAGAGGUCUCUUCCGAAGUAUAAGCAGUGCGUCCAUUUCGGAAAGAAAAGGACAUAUUGAAUGGAAAAAGAAUUAGGUAGCG